GCGCAGCCGCCACGUGACGGCGCAGGGCCGGCGAGCGAACAUGGCUGCGGCGGCGGGACCCUCCUUUUGGCUGGGGAAUGAGACUUUGAAAGUGCCUGUGGCGCUCUUUGCCUUGAACAGAAGACGGCUGUGUGAACGCCUGAGGCAGAAUAAGGAUGUCCAGAAGAAUUCAAUUGUUCUGCUGCAGGGUGGAGAAGAAACCCAAAGAUACUGUACUGAUACUGGUAUUGUGUUUCGCCAGGAAUCUUACUUUCACUGGACUUUUGGAGUAACUGAAGCAGGCUGCUUUGGAGCAGUAGAUGUUGAUACUGGAAGAUCUAUGCUUUUUGUUCCACAACUCCCUGAAAGCUAUGCUGUUUGGAUGGGAAAGAUUCAUCCCCCUGAGUUUUUCAAGAACAAAUAUGCUGUGGAUGAAGCCUACUAUGUGACUGAGCUAUCCAGUGUAUUGGCUUCAAAGAAACCUGCUGUACUUCUCACUUUGCGUGGUGUUAAUACUGAUAGUGGAAAUGUCUCCAAAGAAGCUUCCUUUGAGGGGAUCAGCCAAUUUAAUGUGAACAACAAAAUUCUUCAUCCUGAAAUUGCAGAAUGUCGUGUCAUUAAGACAGACAUGGAGUUGGAAGUUCUGCGCUACACCAAUAAAAUCUCCAGUGAAGCUCAUAAAGAGGUAAUGAAGGCUGUAAAAGUAGGAAUGAAAGAAUACGAGAUGGAGAGCCUGUUCCAGCACUACUGCUACACUCGAGGUGGCAUGCGCCACACCUCCUACACUUGCAUCUGUGGCAGUGGGGAGAACUCAUCUGUUUUGCACUAUGGCCAUGCUGGAGCCCCAAAUGAUAAGACUAUUGAAGAUGGAGACUUAUGCCUGUUUGAUAUGGGAGGAGAAUAUUACUGCUAUAGCUCUGACAUCACCUGCACCUUCCCUGCCAAUGGCAAGUUCACAGCUGACCAGAGGGCUGUCUAUGAGGCAGUGCUGAAGGCCUCAAGGGCUGUCAUGGCAGCAAUCAAGCCAGGGGUGGCCUGGCCUGAUAUGCACCGUCUGGCUGACAGAGUCCAUCUGGAGGAGCUGACUAGAAUUGGCAUUCUGAAAGGCAAUGUGGAUGACAUGGUGAAGGUUCAUCUGGGUGCAGUAUUUAUGCCACACGGACUUGGACAUCUACUUGGAAUCGACGUGCAUGAUGUUGGAGGCUACCCAGAGGGCGUGGAGCGCGCGGAGGAGCCGGGGCUGCGCAGCCUGCGCACGGCGCGCCGCCUGCAGCCGGGCAUGGUGCUCACCGUCGAGCCGGGCAUCUACUUCAUCCAGCCCCUCCUGGAACAGGCCCUGCACGACCCUGCCCAGGCCUGCUUCUUCAACAGCCACGUCCUGCAGCGCUUCCGCGGAUUCGGUGGGACAUUUGGACAAAACUGUAGUGAGAUUCUGAUGGCUUCCAUGGAGCAGAAACCUGAGUGAAAGAGGGGAACAGAGACUACUGCACUGAUUUCUCCAAGACAGCUGUGUGACUUGGGCAACUCUGCACUUGAGGGAGAUAGAAAAGGGACAGGAAAAAUGAGGCCACUACAAGCAAAACAUUUUUAUUAGCUCCUGGUAUUUCAACCCUACCAACUUCAGAUGCAGUUAGAAUGAAAAAACAUAUCUGUAAAAAGUCUAACAUAAUCCAAAACAAUCCAUCAAAGUUUUCCACAUGUAUUAAAAGUUUAAAUUCAAAAAAGAACUUUUCAAGGUUUCAUUCUCUAACAGUAUCUUCAUAGAGAUAACAUCCAAGUUUUUUCCUAAGUGCAGAUACAGAGCAAACAAGCAUCUUCCAAAAUAAUCUAUGGACAAAGGUAGUGUAAGAGGGAAAUUAAGACAGUGUAGUAAUCUACAAGACAGACACACAGGUUAAAUGUAAAAUAACCAUACCAUCAAUGAAAUAUUUAAAAAUUAAAAUAAAUUAAAGUUACAUCAAAGUUCCUGCUUUACUUUGUUUCAAUCCUCAGUAUAGCACAUAGCACUGCAUUAUGGAUCAU
This is a messenger RNA of Serinus canaria (Common canary), 2001 nucleotides long. RefSeq names its product peptidase D (gene PEPD). The transcript has 15 exons. The record is from RefSeq and is a predicted model, not a curated record. Gene Ontology annotation, molecular function: manganese ion binding; metalloaminopeptidase activity. Bases 41 to 1444 code for a protein of 467 amino acids. NCBI's taxonomy places the organism in Eukaryota, Metazoa, Chordata, Aves, Passeriformes, Fringillidae.